Messenger RNA from Papaver somniferum (opium poppy), 1569 nucleotides. RefSeq lists its product as uncharacterized. The record is from RefSeq and is a predicted model, not a curated record. The transcript has a single exon. Lineage: Eukaryota; Viridiplantae; Streptophyta; Magnoliopsida; Ranunculales; Papaveraceae. Bases 218 to 1405 code for a protein of 395 amino acids.
ACUAUAUAUGAACCAUGCUUCCAUGCCUUAUGGGUUGUCAAUAAAUAAACUAAACCUCAAGAACUGGAUCUCCCAUGAUCUAAUCCCAAAAUUUACUUAAAAUGUCUAUUUUUUACCAUCUCCAAGUUCAUUAUAUAAAUCCAAAUUAACCCUCACAAUUUUCAAAACAAGAUCAUAUCAAAAAUAAUCUUGAGAAAGUGAGUGAGAAUUUAGAAAGAUGAUAAAACAAGGAAGAAGAUCAAGAGAUGGAGCUCAACCAGCAGACCUCUUAGUUUGUUUCCCAUCUCAUAGAACAAAUCAUUUAAACCUCAUUCCUAGUAAACCCAUUUGUAGUCCUGGUCACCCCACAGAUAUCACAAAGGUGCCGCACCGCCGCAGCCACCAUCACCACCUUAGAGGUGGUCAUUCUAUGUCCAGUCCUCAUCUAUGGGCGAAAACCAAACCGUCAAUGAGAUCACAAAUCAAGGAACCAACUUCGCCGAAGGUCAGUUGUGCUGGUAAUAUAAAAGUUAUCAGACAGCCAAAGAGUAUUACAAAUACUACCACCACCACCCCUCGUGCAACUACUACCACUAUGAUGGCGAUGAACGGGAAAUAUCGGAGUAGUUCAAGCAAGAAUUGGCAUUCAGUCAUGGAAGAGAUCGAAAUGACACGAAAGAAAAGUACAGCACUCGAGAAGACGUCCAUAAGAGCAACUACUAAUACCCGUUCUACAUCGUGGAUGGGAAGUACAUUGGGCAAAAAGAAAGAUGUGAUGAAGUUCUUGAAAAAUUUACGAAACUUUCGAUUGAAUUUCGGGUGUUUGGGUUCUUUCGAAGAUGUAUCUCAUCAAGAUAACAGAAGUAGUAGUAGCACUACAACUACUUCUGCUGAGGAAGACGAAGUAGUCAUUCAGGAGGACAAUAAGAGAUAUGAAUUUUGUCGGAGUAGACAUAGUACUGGUAGUAUACGAAAUGGAGAAAAUUCAUACAGGACUAAUGUCAUGUCAAAAGUGUAUACGGCACUACAAGAAAAAAACAAUGUUGCUCAUGCUAUGAAUACUAAUAAUGCAGUGAUUGACAUUGAAAAAAUAGUCGAAGAUCAUGAAGACGGAGAUAUGAGAUAUGGGUUUGGUGACGGGGAAGAUGCGGAAGAGUUAUGUGCACCUGCUGUUCCUCCUCCGAAUGCUCUGUUGCUCAUGAGAUGUAAGACAUUACCGGCCAAAAGUUGGUUAGAAGAAAGAGAUCAGAGUCAGCAAGAAGAAGAGAUGAUGAAAAAACAAGGGUUGAUUAUGAAAUGGGAAAAUCAAAAUACUACUAAUACUGAUUCUUGUAAAAUUUCUUCUUCUAAUAUUGUUAAGAAGAAGACCUGGGUUAUUGAUGGCAUCAAAGAUCAAUUUUCUAGGAGUAGAAGUUGGAAGAUUUGAUCCUUAUUCCAAAUCUAGUGCUAAACCAUAAUGUAAUUUUAUUUUUUUUUAUUUCUAAAUGUUUUAUUUUAAUUGGAUAGUUCAAACAUGCGUGGAAUUUUAUCCCUCGGGGCUAAAUGCUUGUACAACUAUUAUUAUAUUUUUUAUUGAUUUUGGACGUCUAA